CUCGCUCGGCGAGUUGGAUACAGUACAUGAAACGAGAUGGAGGUGCUGGAAGUACUGUGAGAAUUUUCUGCCUCUUUUUGUUUGAGUUGUUGCCUUUUUGCCAGUGCAGAACCCAGUGGUAUCCUUCGACAGAUGGGAUGAAGGAUGGUACAUGGCGACAUUUUAAAAACUAGAUCAGUAUGAAAGCAAGCAUUAAUCGGUUCGUCGCUUUGUUGUAGCCCUGUGGUUACUUUUAAGUCACUUUCGACUUAAAACAAUCGUGGCCGGCGAAACACAAUUAUUUUAGUGAAAUGCUCAGAUACCUGACGCAUAAACUAAAAACACAAUCAUUGAAUGAAGCCGAUUCGUAUCCGUCAAAGAAUGAUGAUGACCACGAUUCUGGAACAGAAUCGGAUGAUGAGGGAGCAGACGCAGAAGAGCUGGAGAAAUACAUGGACGACUCCCUACACUGCGACGGCAGUUCCGCACCAUCUGAUCGUGCGAGUAGCACCUUGGACACCAUCACGGACACGACGACGGAGGGCGGCGGGGGUGCGGGCUGCAGCCCCAACCUGCUGGACUCUGCGUUGCCCAGCGACAGCGACCACACUUUUGACCACCACAGCUCCGAAGAGGAGCUGGAAGUUAUUAACUCCGGCACAAUCGCCAAGUACCCGGAAAAAAGGAAGUGGUCUCAGGCCAAUACCAGACUGAGUCUCGGUUCCGGGUCUUCGGACGAAGAGGUUCGAGACCUUAUGUGCGUGUCUGCCCCCGUGGAGUUUCGGUCCUCGCCCCCCGCGAACGUCCCCAAGCCCAGCAGGUCGCUGUCGCCACCCCCGAAGCUGUUCCACGCCUCCACGACCAUCCCACCCCACGAGCUGUGCUCUGUGUCGCCCAGGAAGAGACAUCGACGCACACUCCUCACCACAACGGCCACCGCCACCAGUACAAAUCUCGUUGAGCAUCGACCGUCUUUGGACUUCGAAAAAAUGCAGCAGAACCGAAGGAAGAGGUCUUCCCAAGCCUAUGUCACUCGUGGAAAAUCGUACAUCUUAUACGAGAAUAUUUAGAAAGUGUUUAUCCACAAGUAAUUUUUACGGACUAUGCGUUGAAGAAUUAUUUCUGGAAUAAACUAAACGAAGAGUGAUAAUGUAGAAGAUUUCAUCUCUACCCUGUAAAUUUAUAACCUUAGCUAUGCCAUUUGACUGAAGCCUCAGAAGACGGUUAUAUGUAUUCAUAGUGUAUUUAUUGAUAAACUUGUGAAAACAACAUGUAUAUUAUAGGAUAUUAAAAUAAUUGACGUUCUAGUUUUCGGUAUCGCUUCUCUUGAUCACUUGUAUACCACAAUCUCAUUACAUGGAUAUUAUAUGUUUGUUGAAAAUUAAAGUUAUUUCUUACUUAAAA
Messenger RNA from Argiope bruennichi, 1383 nucleotides. RefSeq lists its product as uncharacterized. NCBI's taxonomy places the organism in Eukaryota, Metazoa, Arthropoda, Arachnida, Araneae, Araneidae. The record is from RefSeq and is a predicted model, not a curated record. The transcript has 5 exons. The coding region runs from base 291 to 1049 and encodes 252 amino acids.